AUGAAGGUGCUGGGUCCCCAGCCCCACCUUGUCACCCCCGUCACCUUCUCUGGCAGCGGUGACCUCCUUGGUGAGGCGAGCGAUGACACGGCAGGCGGCGUCGUGCUGGUAGAGCGCGUGGGACAACUCCUGGCGUGUGGUCUGCAGCUGCUGACGGAGGGUGAAGCUGUGCAGCAUGACGGCGUCCUAGCGGGAUCGGGCAGAGGGCUGGUUGUUGACAGGAUCAGUGCCAUUCUCGGCGAUGUAUUUCUCAAUCAGGCGCCGCUCAUAGACGUGGUUGGAGACUGGCGAGACGCAGGGGUGCUCGGGCACCUCGUUGGAAACUGCCGUAGAGACGGAGGGAAUGAGGAGGGAAACGUGGACCCCCACCCCGGGAACAACCGACGCACUCCCAGGAUGCAACGCGGCGCGGCGACUCCGAACUACAACUCCCGGCGUGCCCCGCGGCGGUGGGGGGGGCGCCCUGGAGACUCCGAAGUGGAGACAGGGGCCAAACGGGAAGGCAAUCUGGGACGCCGGCUGCUGCAAGCCCUGCUGCUGUGCAGCCUCUUCCUGGGAGCGGUGGAGGUGUGGAACCGAGUGAAGGAUGAGCAUGACAAGGACAUCUUUUUGGGCCUCCAAGGCGAUGACCCACUGUCUCUGUUGGGCUUGGCUAUCUGGAGGACUUUGGAGAACUGGGUGGGCCGCCCGCCCCUGCGGGUGGUGGCACUGGUCCUCCUUGUCAUCCUCUGUAUAGUGUCUGCUGUGAUCUCGACAGUCCUGGUCAUGGUUGGUGGACUCCUGAGGUACAUCCUGAUCUCCUACAGCAUCCCAGGGGAGCACCUGGUGCACAUGGCGGAGCUGAAACCCAGCGAGGUGCAACGGGUGCUGCUGUGGGCUUUGGCCGCCGUGGUGGUUUCCUGGUUGCUCUCGUGGCUUCAGGUGCUGCUGUCACGGCUGUGGGGGAUGGUGGUGCCCAUGCUUCGUUGGGUGAAGCUCUUCUGCAUCUUGGGUGUCUUCUUACACAUCGCCGUCUCCAAGGAGAGCCCCACGGCGCAGGCGGGGAUGCUGCUGGGGCUUUGGGUGCUCUGCACUCUCCUGGGGCGCUUGGUGGGGUCUCCAAACCCCGACACUCAGCUCGAUGUCGCCGUCCGUGUCCUGGAGUGGAAGGUGGAGGAGCUGGAGCGGCGCCUGGAGUGGGCGAACCCUCGGGACUGGGAUUAACCCCCAGAUCCCAAGGGGUGACCUGGCCUCCCGGCCCUGGUGCACCCCAAGGCUUGGCUCUGUACCCCAAACCACGUGGUUGCCCUGCUGAGCCUCACCUCCUGCUGGCUCCCAGAGGCGAGGAAGGAGAGCAUCCUCAUCGUCACUCGCCCAUCCAGCUGAGGCAAAGAAGGAGAGCAUCUUCAUCCCUGCUCAACCAUCCUCAUCCUUGCUUACCCAUCCAGCAGAGGGAAGGAAGGAGAGCAUCCUCAUCCUCGCUCACCCAUCCUCAUCGCCACUUGCCCAUCCAGCAGAGGGAAGGAAAGAGAGCAUCCUCAUCCUCGCUCGCCCAUCCAGCAGAGGGGAGGAAGGGGAGCAUCCUCA
This is a messenger RNA of Cuculus canorus (common cuckoo), 1566 nucleotides long. It is a transcript of the gene TMEM109, whose product is annotated as transmembrane protein 109. The transcript is spliced from 7 exons. The record is from RefSeq and is a predicted model, not a curated record. NCBI's taxonomy places the organism in Eukaryota, Metazoa, Chordata, Aves, Cuculiformes, Cuculidae. Bases 1 to 1203 code for a protein of 400 amino acids. Gene Ontology annotation, biological process: cellular response to gamma radiation; intrinsic apoptotic signaling pathway in response to DNA damage by p53 class mediator.